GCACCCCAUCUCCGCACGCCCGGGAGGUGAGCCCGCCGCCGCUUCUCACAGCACCGGCAGCUUCCACCCGCCGGGGCGGGCUCCGCCAGGGCCGCUUCCCCUCACAGCCGGCGCCGCGGUGAGAAGAAGCACCUGCCCUGCCACCGAGCGGGGCAGGAGGCUGCGCUGAGUGAAGGGGAGCACCGCGCCGCUGCCCCUCCAUGAGACCGCCGUGGGACAGCGCCGCCGCGGGGAGGAGAAGGCGGCCGGGCCGCGCGGCUCCGCGGAUGCCGGGGCGGCAGAAGCGGCAGCAGUAGCAGCAGCGGCGGCGGCGGCGGCGGCGGCGGCGGCGGCAGCCGGGGCGGUUUUCCGCCCGCCGGGGUGUUCCACUGAAGCGGGCGGGCGCGGCGGCUUCACCUGUCGGCACUGAGCAUGCGCGCGGCGGCGGGGCACGCCACCGAUUGGGAGCGCGAUGCGAGUCUAGGACGGAGCAGCCGGGCAGUCGCGACUUCGCGCUGCCGCGCCGCCGGAGAGGGGCCGCCGGGGGCCGCUCUCCAUGGGAUUGGAUGCUGCUGCCGCCGCCUCGGACCCUGCUCCCUGCGAGGAUCCAGCUCCCGCCGGCGACUCCCGUUGGCUGGGGGGUGUCUUCUCCGGAGCCGCCGGCUGCCUUGAGCCGGGCAUGACCGGGUGGGCGGCGGGGGCCAGCCGUCCCCCGCUGCCCCCUCGUCGGGGGCCGGGCAGAGGCAGUGCUGCCGGGCUCCCUGUCGCGCCGGGGCGGCGCUGCCCGGCCCUGCCCUGAGGGUCCGGCGGGGCAGAGGCGGGCGGCUCAGCCGCUGGAGCCGCUCGGCGGGGCGGCUGUUGGACUGUUAGCGGGGGGCGAUGAGGGCAGCGGGGCGGCGGCGGCGGGGCGGCAGGGCGGGGCGGGGGCUCCGCCGGGCUCUCUAGGACGCCGGCGCCCCGCACACCCACCAUGGAUCUGCUGCUGGUGGUGAACACGAGCCUGGGCUCCCCCAACGAGUCCCUGGCGCUGCCCCCUUCGUCGCCGUCCUCUUCUGAUCUCCUGCAGCCGCCCUCCCCGUACUCCCCGGCGGCCGUGGCCAGCCUGGCGGCGGUGGUGGGCUUCCUCAUCGUCUUCACCAUCGUGGGCAACGUGCUGGUGGUGAUAGCUGUGCUCACCAGCCGGGCGCUGAGAGCCCCCCAGAACCUCUUCCUGGUGUCCCUGGCCAGCGCGGACAUCCUGGUGGCUACCCUGGUCAUGCCUUUCUCCUUAGCCAACGAGCUUAUGAAUUACUGGUACUUCGGCAAGACUUGGUGUAACAUUUAUCUGGCGCUGGAUGUGCUCUUCUGCACCUCCUCCAUCGUCCACCUGUGCGCCAUCAGCCUCGACAGGUAUUGGUCGGUCACACAGGCAGUGGAGUACAACCUCAAACGGACCCCCCGGCGGAUCAAGGCUAUCAUCCUCACUGUCUGGCUCAUUUCAGCUGUCAUCUCCUUCCCUCCAUUGAUCUCCAUGUACCGGGACCCUGAGGGAGAUAGUUUUCCCCAGUGCAAGCUGAACGAUGAGACAUGGUACAUCCUUUCUUCUUGCAUUGGCUCUUUCUUUGCCCCCUGCCUCAUCAUGGUGUUGGUCUACAUCCGCAUCUACCGCGUGGCCAAGCUAAGGACCAGGACCCUCUCUGAGAAGCGUACGGUGCCAGAGGGGUCAUCCCAGACUGAGAAUGGCUUGAGCCGCGUUGCUGGCGGCUGCACAUCCCUGAGGAUGAAGCUGGGAGAGAAUGGACAUUAUUCAGUGCACCACUGGCGCAAAGCCUCUGAACUGGAGGACAUUGAGCUGGAGGAGAGCAGCACCUCAGAGAGUAGACGGAGGCGGAGCCGGGAGGAGCAUCCCCGCAAAAGCAGCAAGAGCCAGUCCUUCUCCUACUCAUACUCCUCCAAGCACUCCAGUAGCCGUCUGUCCCGCGCUAGCAAUCGCUCCAUGCAGUUAUUCUCGUAUCGCCGUCGCCGGAAGCGUAGCAGCAUCUGCCGUAAGAAGGUCACCCAGGCCCGGGAGAAACGCUUUACUUUCGUGUUGGCCGUGGUCAUGGGUGUCUUUGUAGUUUGCUGGUUCCCUUUUUUCUUCAGCUACAGCCUCUAUGGUAUUUGCCGGGAGGCGUGUGAGGUCCCUGAGACUCUCUUCAAGUUCUUCUUCUGGAUUGGGUAUUGCAAUAGCUCCCUGAACCCAGUCAUCUACACCAUCUUCAAUCAGGACUUCCGCAGAUCCUUUAAACACAUUCUUUUUAAGAAGAAGAAGAAGAACUUUUGGCAUUGAGCUGGAGGGAUGGAUUUGCCUUGAGCAGGAGUAGAGUUAAAAGAGGAGAAGGCUCUAUGAUGACAAAGAAGGGAGGGAAGAGAACAUGGGAUUUGGGCUCACCCCCUCGGUGGAGCAGAGUGGUGCUGUGGGGUAUGAAGAUAGAGCCAGAGAGGCUGAGGGCAUUCAGCAUGGUACAGAAUGCUGCUGAAGGAGCGGUGCUGGAGUGUGGAUGGGUAAAAGGGGAGGGGAGUGAUUGUCUUUGAACCCUGAUGGAGGGCAUGGGGAGUCCACAGAGGAAAAUAGGCUGACAGUGAUUUUGGGAGGCAGUGAGCUUUUACAGGCUCUGGAAUUUUGUGGGAAAACAAGCAGAGAGUCAUCAGGAGGAAAGGGUUAAGUGGAAGUGGUGGUGAAGAUUUGAGUAUUUAUAAAUACAGCAGCUGGGUCCUGUGGUGGUCUUGUCCCAGUAAGAAAUUAGCUUUUACUGCUUAUGUGGGCAAAGAAGGUGCAAAGUACCAGGCACUGGCAGUUUUUUCAGUUACAAAAGGAUUUAAAUGCUUGCCAAAAAAAAAAAAAUCCUAAAGAACAAUCCAAACUCUUUUCUAAAUAAACCUUUGUACUGUUAAAA
Messenger RNA from Strigops habroptila (Kakapo), 2894 nucleotides. It is a transcript of the gene ADRA2C, whose product is annotated as adrenoceptor alpha 2C. Gene Ontology annotation, molecular function: alpha2-adrenergic receptor activity. The record is from RefSeq and is a predicted model, not a curated record. Gene Ontology annotation, cellular component: membrane. The transcript has a single exon. The coding region runs from base 950 to 2287 and encodes 445 amino acids. Gene Ontology annotation, biological process: regulation of vasoconstriction; adenylate cyclase-activating adrenergic receptor signaling pathway; platelet activation. Lineage: Eukaryota; Metazoa; Chordata; Aves; Psittaciformes; Psittacidae.